Molecule: messenger RNA, 897 nt
Organism: Kockovaella imperatae
Lineage: Eukaryota; Fungi; Basidiomycota; Tremellomycetes; Tremellales; Cuniculitremaceae
Product: S-adenosyl-L-methionine-dependent methyltransferase
Exons: 5
Coding region: 1-897 (298 amino acids)
Biological process (GO): rRNA (guanine-N7)-methylation
Cellular component (GO): nucleolus
Molecular function (GO): rRNA (guanine) methyltransferase activity
Source: RefSeq, a predicted model, not a curated record
AUGUCGAGACCAGAAGAGAUUUCGCCGCCAGAGAUCGUAAGUCUUGACUUCCGGCAGAUUCAUACUCACUUGAAACAGUUCUAUGGUGAUGUUGAAGCGCAAAAGUACACCGCAAACUCUCGGGUCCAAUCUGUCCAAUCGCAGAUGACUCAUCGAGCUUUGGAGCUCUUAGCUUUACCAGAAGAUGAGGCCUCUUUCGUUCUCGAUAUAGGGUGUGGCUCGGGUCUGUCUGGCGAGAUUCUGGAUGAGGAGGGUCACAUUUGGGUCGGUGUGGACAUCGCUCCGAGCAUGUUGGAGGUCGCCCUGGAACGUGAAGUAGAAGGAGACUUGUUUCUACAGGAUAUCGGACAGGGCUUCGGGUUCAGACCAGGUUCAUUCGAUGGUGCCAUCAGCAUAUCUGUCAUACAAUGGCUGCUCAAUGCUGAUUCCUCAAGUCACUUACCACCUCAACGUCUUGCAAAAUUCUUCACUUCACUUCACUCGGCGCUUCGUAAUCCAUCACGAGCCGUCUUCCAAUUCUAUCCAUCUUCAGACGAUCAAGUUCAAAUGAUCACUUCGGCCGCUCAACGAGCUGGUUUUGGAGGCGGUCUGGUCGUUGAUUAUCCAAACUCUAAAAAGGCGAGAAAGAUGUAUCUCUGCUUGAUGGUCGGCCAGCAAGAGGUUCCGAAAGGGAUCGAGGCCGAUGCUGUAGAGGUGGAGCGCAUGAGGGAAGGAGUACGAAAUGAGAAGAGGAGACGGAAAGAGGAUUCGUUAAAGCGAGGGAAGAAGAAGGGCAAGGCGGAAGAUAAUGUCAAAGACUGGGUGCUUAAGAAGAAGGAUCUUUACCGGACAAGAGGCAAAGAAGGGGUCCCCCGAGAUUCAAAGUACACGGCGAGGAAACGGAAGACCUACUUUUGA